AUGGCAGACACUGAACUCGCAGUUGGAAAGGUGGAUGAGCUCAAGGCUCGGCUGCUGCAUGUCAAGCAAAUAGAAGAGGAGCGCAUAGCGGCUCUUGAAACCUUGAAGCAAGAGCUCGAGCAACAGGAGCGCGAGGAGAGCAGUGAGGACGAAGUUGAAGAAGAAGAAGAAGAAGACGAACAGCGAAUGGCGCAUAACGGGCAAGCCCUGGUGGAUCAGCUGGAUAAGCGGAUCAAGGCCAUCCAACGAGAAAUGCAAGAGAAGAGGAGGAGCCAGGAGCUGCGCAAGCGACAGCUGAUGGAUGAGCGAGAAGAGCUCGUGAAACAGAUCGCUGCAGAGGUGGAAGAGAUGAAGGCGAUGCAGUCGGCUGCCAGGACCGCCAGCGGCAGCAGCGGAUCCUCGUAUUGGCUGAAGGCCGCGAUGGCGGGCGUCGGAUUGACGGUCCUCUGUGGCGUCUCCUACGCCUUCCUCGAAGCCAACGGCAAGCUUCGCCUGCCCGUCUUCGCCUAA
Molecule: messenger RNA, 510 nt
Organism: Acanthamoeba castellanii str. Neff
Lineage: Eukaryota; Discosea; Longamoebia; Acanthamoebidae
Exons: 6
Coding region: 1-510 (169 amino acids)
Source: RefSeq, a predicted model, not a curated record